This is a messenger RNA of Fomitopsis serialis, 1077 nucleotides long. RefSeq names its product velvet factor-domain-containing protein. The record is from RefSeq and is a predicted model, not a curated record. The transcript is spliced from 7 exons. Lineage: Eukaryota; Fungi; Basidiomycota; Agaricomycetes; Polyporales; Fomitopsidaceae. The coding region runs from base 1 to 1077 and encodes 358 amino acids.
AUGUCCUUGCACGCUCGGCAUGCGGGUACGAGCACCCAACCCGCAGACAACACUUCGUCCAUCAUCGGCCGUCCCGUCUUGUUCUCCGAAGGCCCGUUUGCUGGCCGAACCAUCCGUGCACAGCUCGUGGAGCUGCAGAAAGCCGAUCUGGGUGCGGAAUCCGGGAUAGACGGCCUCUCGAUCCUCCGCCCGUCCCCAAACACCGCUGCUCAGCGAGAAGAGGAGUAUGUGCAUUUGUCUGAGGCCGAAUGUUACGGAUUCAUAUGCCACAUCGAUCUUUUCCCUGUGCCUCAACCCGUAUUAACGGGCAGUCCAUCUCGGUCGCGCCGACUCAGUAACCAAUUCUACCAACGACCAUCUGCUUCUGAGAGCGCACCGACCCUGAAUCAAGAUGUCUCGCCAAUUCUACCUAGGCCGAACCCCGACGUUUACCCCCGUGCACGUACGUUUCCAGAGCCCUCUGCCAGCGGUCAGCGCUGGGACUCUCACCGUCACGCGGCCGGGGCAACCACAGGGGCUACCAGUGGUGGCUCGCGCGUCGCUGAAGGGGUUCCGGGCCCCGUAACCACGCAUAUGAACGGCCUGCCUGUCCCAGAAAGCAGCCGGUGCACAACGCUCAUUGUGGGCACCACUUUCUCGGCGGCUUCUUGCAUUGACUACCAGGGAGUGCGGCAGCUCAUGUUCGUAUUUUCGGAUCUUGCCGUCAAGGAAGACGGGGACUUCUUCCUCCGCUACAGAGUGUUCAACACGCUGUACAGCGUCGCGGGGAACCACCCCAUCCCCGUCCUUGCCGAAUGCUUUGGCGGGCCGUUCAGGGUCUUCAGCACAAAGGACUUCCCUGGCCUGCGCGCAUCCACCGAGCUCACCAAGCACAUCGCCCACUUCGGCGUGCGCAUCAAUUCGCGCGAGUUCGAGCGCAAGCGGCGCAAGAGCUCGCAUGCUGCGGAGCGGCCGACUUUCCACCAAAGAGAACUCCUCCCGUCCCCGCAGGCUGGGUCGUCGUCCCGUCAAACGGACGACCCUGAGCCGCACAGUGCUGCCUACGGUAACAGGCGGGGGAGAGGAAGCACAUUUUAG